Cornus florida is the source of this 4084-nucleotide messenger RNA. RefSeq names its product receptor-like protein kinase FERONIA. NCBI's taxonomy places the organism in Eukaryota, Viridiplantae, Streptophyta, Magnoliopsida, Cornales, Cornaceae. Gene Ontology annotation, biological process: protein phosphorylation. Gene Ontology annotation, molecular function: protein kinase activity; ATP binding. The record is from RefSeq and is a predicted model, not a curated record. The coding region runs from base 135 to 3944 and encodes 1269 amino acids. The transcript is spliced from 6 exons.
UUUGGUGGAAAAGUCUGCCAAAGACAUGUAAAGUCUUUCUAAUUUGGCCCAAAGAAUACUCUCUAUUCCUCUCCUUCCCUUAGCAGUGGGAAGGACUCUCUUUGAUUUUACCCAGAGAAACAAAAAAAAAAACCAUGUACCGUUCUCAUCUUAGAAUCAUCACCGGUGUCUACCUCUUCCACCUUCUUACGUUUACCGGCGCGAAUGACUCGCCUGUCCAAUAUUAUCCUGUAGAUGACAUUGCCGUUAACUGUGGCUCCUCUGGAAGUUCAUCUACUUUUGAUGGCCGGGAAUGGGUCGGAGAUAUGGGUUCAACAUUUACUUCACCGAAAGAAGCAGAAGGAAAAUCAAUAAGCUCAUCAACAACUGUCCACCAAUCACUUUUUGCCGAUCCUGUUCCCUACAUGACCGCUUGGAUCUCUCGUGCUCCAUUCACCUAUACAUUUCAACUCAGACCAGGUCAGAAAUUCAUCCGAUUGCACUUCUAUCCAACUUCAUACCCUGGUUUUGAAAGAUCUAAGGCCCAUUUUACUGUUAAAGCUGGUCCUUACACCCUCCUCAGCAAUUUCAGCGCCCCUCUUACUGCUGAUGCUUUGGGUGUAAGUUAUUUUGCAAAAGAAUUCUGUUUGAACAUCAAAGAAAGUCAAGUCUUCAACAUAACAUUCUUUCCAUUUAAAAGUACUACUUCUUCAUAUGGUGAUAAUGUUUAUGCUUUUAUAAACGGAAUUGAGAUCGUUUCCAUGCCUGCCGGUCUUUAUUACACUCCAGAUGGUGAUUUGGGCGCUCAUGUCGUUGGCAAUAAGUUUUUUCGAUACCAUAUUGAUAAUGACACUGCAUUAGAGAUGGUUUACCGGUUAAAUGUUGGUGGGAAAUUCAUUUUAGCAGUAGAAGAUUUGGGCAUGUUUCGUAUGUGGAAUGAGGACAAAAAUUACCUGUUACAAUCAAGUUUUUUACAAGUCAAUACAAGAAAUAUGAUCACAUACACAAACAUACCCAUAUAUUCUGCACCGCUUAAAGUUUAUCAAACUGCAUGGUCAAUUGAUUUGAACCAACAAACAAACCAAGUUUACAACUUCACGUGGAAAUUACCAGUAGAUUUGGGAUUCAGAUAUUUAGUUAGGCUUCAUUUUUGUGAGCUUGAAUCCAUCAUCACUGAAAGCGGGCAAAAAAAGUUUGAUCUCCUAAUAAACAAUAAGUUUAUUGAGAUUGAUGCUGAUGCGAGCAGUGGAUAUGGGGUUGCAGCAUACAAGGACUAUGUGGUCAUGAUGGAAGGAGACCGGAUGGAGUGCAGACGUGAUCUAAUCAUAACUUUGCAGCUGAAUUAUGAGUCGAGCACUAAAAAAGUUCAUGCCACCCUCAAAGGUAUAGAGAUAUUUAAGUUGAGCAACCCCGACAAUAGUCUCGCCGGUGUGAAUCCUGUUUUCACAUCAUAUGCUGUGACAUCUAGGACUCCAAGACUCCGAAAAUUAUUUUCAGCUUUUGGCAUCAAAAAUAAGAUUGCAACGGGCAUAAUUAUUGUACUCACUUUAUUGAAUUUCAUUGUUUACCAUUUAAAUUGUUUAGAAUCAAACUCUAGCAAAAUAAAGAGCUCGUCGUCAUUGGAUGCGGAGGAGUUGCACCGACGCUUCUCACUUGUUGAGAUCCAGUUGGCCACCAACAACUUUGAUGAUGGACUAGUCAUUGGUAAAGGUGGAUUUGGUAACGUGUAUAAAGGGUUCAUUGACAGGACAAGGUGUGUGGCCAUAAAGCGGUUGAAUUCGCAAUCCAAACAAGGGGCUCACGAGUUUUGGGCUGAGAUCAACACCCUUUCUAUGCUUCGGCACAAUCAUCUCGUCUCUCUAAUUGGCUAUUGCGAUGAUUGUCAGGAGAUGAUCCUGGUCUACGAGUACAUGGUCCAUGGGACCCUUGCUGACCAUCUCCACAAGGCUAGUAUAAAUGGUAGUGGCAGCUAUCCUCUUUCUUGGGAACAACGACUAAACAUCUGUAUUGAUGCUGCGCGUGGGUUGGAGUUCCUGCAUACGAGUAGCGGUGCCCACCACAGUAUCAUACACCGCGAUGUGAAGAGCUCAAACAUUUUGUUGGAUGAAAAUUGGGUGGCUAAGAUAUCUGAUUUUGGGUUGUGUAAAAUGGACAAUGCAGGCCAAUCACACACCCACAUUAGCACUGAUAUUAAAGGCACAUUUGGGUACUUAGAUCCAGAGUAUUUCUUGACUCGUAGACUGACAAAGAAAUCUGACGUGUACGCCUUUGGUGUGGUAUUGUUUGAAGUAUUGUGUGGGCGGCCGGCUGUUGAUGUAAGACUUGAGCAGCGUGGUCUAGCCCUAUGGGCCAAACAUUGCAUCAAAGAGGGAGAACUUGAUCAAAUAGUUGAUCCCAGCGUGAGGGAGCAAAUAUCGCCUCGUUGUUUGAAAGUUUUUACCGAAAUUGCCACCAAAUGCUUGCACAAUAAUCCAAACGAACGGCUUACAAUGGCUGAUGUGGUGGCUGGCCUCGUGUAUUCACUGCAGCCUGAGGAGAAGGCCUAUUCUUAUGCAGAUCAAGAAAUUGUUCUGCCAACUGAACGGCUUACAAUGGCUGAUGUGGUGGCUGGCCUCGUGUAUUCACUGCAGCCUGAGGAGAAGGCCUAUUCUUAUGCAGAUCACGAAAUUGUUCUGCCAAGUAAACGGCUUACAAUGGUUGAUGUGGCGGCUGGCCUCGUGUAUUCACUGCAGCCCGAGGAGAAGGCCUAUUCUUAUGCAGAUCAAGAAAUUGUUCUGCCAAGUGAUGCCGGCCGACAAAGUUUUGCAAGUGGUGGGGAUGAGGCAUAUCCAACUGGGCAGAUCUUGCCCACCCCCAAUUUAAGAAUCUUCACACGUGCGGAAUUGGAAGCAGCAACUGAAUUUUUCACACGUGCUACAGAGUUGCAUUGCGAUAAGUUGCGAGCAAGUCGUUUCGGGAGAGUUUACAAGGGUUGGCUCGAUGAGAGGGCGACAUCUAAGAACGGUGGUAGAACAGUCAUUGCCGUCAAGAAGUUGUAUUAUGAGAUCAUGCAACAAUUUGUAGGGUGGCAGGCGACAUCUAAGAACGGUGGUAGAACAGUCAUUGCUGUCAAGAAGUUGUAUUAUGAGAGCAUGCAACAAUUUGUAGGGUGGCAGUCUAUGGUGAAUUUCCUAGGAAGGCUUUCUCAUCCUAACAUUGUUAAGUUGCUGGGAUACUGUUGGGAGGAUGGAGAGCUACUCCUUGUCCAUGAAUUCAUGCAAAAGGGUAGCUUGGAGAAACACCUUUUUGGAAGGGGAUUAUCUGUUCAGUCACUUCCAUGGGGCAUACGGUUUAAGAUUUUAAUGGGAGCAGCUCGGGGCCUGGAAUUCUUACACACAUCAGAAAAACAAAUAAUUUAUAGUAACUUCAAGACAUCAAAUAUAUUGCUUGAUGCGUGUUAUAAUGCCAAGAUAUCAGACAUUGGUAUGGCAAAAGUGGGCUCCUCUAAUGGUGAAAUCUAUGAGGUACCAUGGCUUAUCGGCCCAUAUGUCUAUGCUGCACCCGAAUAUAUUGCCACAGGAUAUCCGGAUGUAAAGAGCGACUUGUAUGGUUUUGGCGUUGUAUUGGUUGAAAUGCUAACUGGGUUGCGGGCACUUGACACAAACCGUCCAAAUGGGAAACGCUAUCUGGUUGACUGGAUCAAACCAUAUUUUAAGAAAAAAAUGAAGUUGAAGGAUGUAAUGGACUCCCGGUUUGAAGGGAAAUAUCCUUCCAGAGCCGCUACACAAAUGAUUCAACUUGCUCUAAGAUGUCUUGAACGUGAACCCAAAUACAGGCCAUCAAUUAAAGAAGUUGUGGAGAAUCUAGAAUUGAUUGAAACCAUUAAUGAAAAACCAGAGUCAAGCCUAGCAACCUUUGCACCAUCGUCCUCCACCUCACCCAAGGGUAAGAUAAAAAUCAAGCCUAGCCACACUGAGCCCCACUAGUGUGAAGACUUUGAUACUGCACUUCCUAUGAAGAGCUAUUUGCAUAGAUGUUUUUGUUGGUUGUUUCUUACACCCUUCGAGUCCCCUAUUUCCUCUAUUAUUCAAUGUCUUGAUAUAUAUAAUGGAGUUUUGUUGUUGUA